AUGAAAAUGGUCAAGGUAAACAACCCAGCACCUUCACCAGAUGAACCAACAAUUCUAUCAACGGAACCUCCACAUGCACUACAACCGCCAGUUAUGAAUGCGAGACCGCUCAUUCGUACUUUUAACGCACCACCACAAGUGCAAUCAAGUGUAGAAGAAGUCAAACCAGCGGAACAUGUAUCCUUGAAUGAGGCACCAGCAAAUCAAGGAGCAUCAUCAGAAACAAAACCAACUGAAGGAGAAGUUCAGCCAGUGAACCCUGAACCGUUGAGGAGAGCACUAGUAAAGAAAGUCGUAGAACCCGGUGAGCAUAAAGAAGGAUCACCAGAAGCAAAACCAAGUGAAGUUGAAGCUCAGCCAGCUGGAAAUCCACCGUCGGAGGAAGUACUAGUAAGAAGAGGCGCAGAACCCGGUGAGCACAAAGAAGGACCAACAGAAGCAAAACCAAGUGAAGUCGAAGCUCAGCCAGCUGGAAAUCCACCGUCGGAGAAUGUACUAGUAAGAAGAGGCGCAGAACCCGGUGAGCAUAAAGAAGGACCAACAGAAGCAAAACCAAAUGAAGUUGAAGCUCAGCCAGCUGGAAAUCCACCGUCGGAUGAAGUACUAGUAAAAAGAGCCCCAGAACCCGGUGAGCACAAAGAAGAACCAAAACCAAUUGAAGGAGAAGCUCAGCCAGUGAAAUAUACACUGCUCAAGGGAGAACCAGUAAUUGAAGGCGCAGAACCCGGUGAGCACAAAGAAGAACCAAAACCAAUUGAAGGAGAA
Molecule: messenger RNA, 765 nt
Organism: Rotaria sordida
Lineage: Eukaryota; Metazoa; Rotifera; Eurotatoria; Philodinida; Philodinidae
Source: the annotation of a GenBank genome assembly